UCCUCCCCGCCGGCCUGGUUGCUCCUCCCCCCAGGGGAUGGGGCCUCUCCUGACCAUCCCCCAUGUCUGGAAUAAAUGUCUUUCCCUGGAAGCUCAGCUCCGAGGCCUCCUCCUCCCUCAAUCCUUUCUCUCUCUCCUCUUCAGGUGGCCUGUGCCCAUGGUUUGUUCCCCCUCCCUCUCCAGAGUGGGAGCACCCUGUGGGGGGGUGGUGGUUAAUUCUUACACCCUCAGCACCAGACAGAGCCACUUGUGAGCACCUGUGGAAGGCUUGAGCUGAUGCUGGUGGGGAGGCCUGGGCUGCCUGUGUUUGCGCCCCGUUUGGCUGAGGGUGGCCGGUCAUAUCUGGCCUUUUGUGGGGGGCCUUUGACCCUCCCAGGUCGCUUCCCAGGUGCGCUUGAUGUGCACAGUGUCAGAGGGGAUUCCGCAUCUUACCGAAAGGCCGAGGAGGCCGGCCCUCCCCUUGGCCGCAGGCGCCUGUCUGUGGGGAAGGAGCUUUGUGAGGUUCAGCAACAUUGUCUCCCGUUCACUUGAGAUCGUGGGGAGUUUGGGGCCCACCUCUCCUGCCCCUUCUUUUCCCACUUGGGAGAGCGGGGCUUCAUGAGGAUUGGGGAACAUUUUGGGGACUAGCAGCCACUUCUCUGAAAUGUCUGUAUUUGUUAGGGUUGGAAGGAACCUCAAACACCACCCACUGCAACCCAAAGAAAAGUCCCUUGGGCCACGUCCUUUGUGCCACGCCCCUUGGGCCCCAUGCCUGACUGGCCCAACGCACUUUGGGGCAGUUAUUGCCAAGGCUCUGUGGCACGGCUGGGCAUCCCUUUUGCACAGUCUCUUCCUAUUGUGCCACCAUCACCCUGGCUGCUCUUUGCAGGACACUUGGUGCGCAUCAGUGCGGACCCUAAAGUGCUGGUGUCCACAGCUGUGGGAGCACUGGGGAGGGCGAGCCCGGGGCAGCCGGAGCGGUCACUGGGAGUGCUGAUGGUCCCAGCAGGUUUUGCACCUUUGGGGUUGCCAUCUCCCUGUCCCCCCUGGAUCGGAGGAUUCUGAGUCUUUGGGCCCCAGAGACAAGCUGGGACCCCGAAGGGUCGAUUUCACCUGGACUUUUUGUUUUUAGGCUGAAGGAGAAUGUCCUUGUUUAAAGCUCGAGACUGGUGGUCGACCGUCCUGGGAGAGAAGGAGGAGUUUGACCAGGGCUGCUUGUGUGUGGCCGACGUGGACAACAGCUGCACUGGAGAGGAUAAGAUCAUCGUGGGCAGCUACACGGGCUACCUCCGGAUCUUUUCCCCACACCCCGUGAAAGUGGGCGAUGGCGCACAGGCCGAAGACUUGCUCCUCGAGAUCCAUCUGCGAGAGCCCAUCCUCCAGGUGGAAGUAGGGAAAUUUGUCUCGGGGACGGAGCUGCUCCACCUGGCUGUGCUGCACUCCCGGAAGCUCUGUGUCUACUCCGUCUCAGGAACCCUGGGUAAUGUGGAACAUGGGAACCAGUACCAGGUCAAGCUCAUGUACGAACAUAACCUGCAGCGGAUCGCCUGCAACAUGACCUACGGCUCCUUUGGUGGCGUCAAAGGUCGAGAUUUGAUUUGUAUCCAGUCCAUGGAUGGGAUGCUCAUGUUGUUUGAGCAGGAAAGUUACGCUUUUGGGCGGUUUCUCCCCGGUUUUCUUCUGCCAGGUCCCCUCACGUACAGCUCCCGGACGGACUCCUUCAUCACCGUCUCUUCCUGCCGAAACGUGGAGAGCUACAAGUACCAAGUUCUUGCCUUUGCAACGGAUGCAGAUCAAAAAGAAGAUUCGGAACAGCAAAAAGUUGGCUCUGGAAAAAGACUGGUGGUGGAUUGGACUUUGAACAUCGGCGAGCAAGCCCUGGAUGUCUGCGUGGUCUCGUUUGGUCAGUCAUCUUCCUCCGUCUUUGUGCUCGGGGAGAGAAACUUCUUCUGCCUGAAGGACAAUGGGCAGAUUCGGUUCAUGAAGAAGCUGGACUGCAACCCCAGCUGUUUCCUCCCCUACUGUUCAGCUUCCGACGGAGCAAUCAACACCCUGAUCGGGAACCACAAUAACAUGCUGCACGUUUACCAGGACGUGACCCUGAAGUGGGCCACGCAGCUUCCUCACGUGCCCGUGGCGGUGAAGGUGGGCUCCUUGCAAGGCCUGAAGGGCGUGAUUGUCACUCUGAGUGAUAACGGCCAUCUGCAGUGCUCCUACUUGGGUACAGACCCGUCUCUGUUCCAAGCCCCCAAAGUGGACUCUAGAGAAAUAAACUAUGAAGAGCUCGAUGUUGAAAUGAAAGAGCUACAGAAAACCAUCAGAGAUGUCAACAAAUCCCCAGGUCCUCUGACGCUGUCUGAGAAAGAAGAUUUUCUGUCGGUUUUUGCCACCGUCUCCUCCACCCUGGAUAGUGUGUCUCAAGCCACCAGCAAUGAAGUGGGAGCCGAAGUCGUCCCCUCUGUCACAGUGAAGGUCAUGAUACAGAGCCGGGUACCUUUGCAGAAAACCAAGUUGUCUGUUUAUAUCGAGCCACCAUUAGCAUCCACCUGUGAUCAUUUCAUCUUUGAUUCCUUAGAGCCAGAUAUUCUGAAAACCUUCAGCUUGUCUGUGUUUCUGAAAGGAAAUUACCUGCCCUCCGAGCUGGAAGGCACUGCCGUGGCCUCCUACAGCAUGUCCACAGACCUCAAUCCGGAUGGUAUCCCUCGAGUUGUCCAGUGUAAAUUCAGACUGCCCCUGAAAUUGAUUUGCUUGCCCAGUCCACCUUUCAAAAUAGCGAUUCACAAACUCACGAUUGAUACGAACAAGCCUCCUAUCAGCCUCUCCAGCCUCUUCCCAGGCUUUGCUGAGCAGCUGGAUGAUGAUCAGGGGAACGUGAUUGGCUUUCGCUUCAUAACCGGCUCCCGUGUCACCCUCCUGGCGUCAAAGACCUCUCAACGGUAUCGAAUACAGAGCGAACAGUUUGAAGACCUUUGGCUUAUUACCAAGGAGCUCACUCUUCGUCUUCAGGAGCACUUUGAAAAACAGGGAAUCAAAGAUUUCACUUGUUCUUUCUCCGGGUGUAUUCCUCUGCAAGAGUAUUUUGACCUAAUUGACCAGCAUUUUGAGCUCCGGUUGAAUGGAGAAAAAGUGGAAGAACUGCUCUCUGAAAGAGCCAUCCAGUUCCGAGCCAUAGAGCGCCGGCUGCUGACCAGGUUCAAAGAUAAGAACCCGGCCCCUCUCCAGCAUCUGGACACCCUGUUGGACGGCACGUACAAGCAGGUGAUCGCCCUGGCAGAUACUGCGGAGGAGAACCAUAGAAGCCUGCUGCAGUCCUUCGCCAGGCUGAAGAGCGCUACCCACUUGGUGAUCAUGCUGAUCGGCCUGUGGCAGAAGCUCAACGCUGACCAGGUCGCCAUUUUGGAGGCCGCGUUUUUGCCCUUACAGCAGGAUUCUCAAGAGCUGGGUUGGGAGGAAACGGUGGACGCUGCGGUGGCUCACCUGCUGAAGACAUGCCUGUCCAAGAGCUCCAAGGAGCAGGCCCUGAACCUCACGAGCCAACUGAACAUCCCCAAGGACACGAACCGCCUGAAGAAGCACAUCAGCCUUCUCUGUGACCGCCUCGCCAAGGGCGGCCGCCUCUGCCUGAGCACCGAGACUGCAGCCCAGCAGACCAACGUCAUGCCAGGUGGUUGUGCUCCCAUUCCAGAGCUAGACCCAGAGGAGAGAGCGAUCGAGCAGGACCCGAGCACCCUGUUCCCCAAUCCCAGUUACCCGGCUGCCCAGAGCCUCGAGCCAGAAUCUUCUCCCCCUGCCACAGUUCUGGAGUAAUCAGACUGGAGCCAUCCAGUUGGGCAGGAGCUGAGCCUCCUCACACUGACCAGAUGUUGUCCGUGUGCCACGUGCAGGAGCAGCUUUGGGGCAACCUCCUUGCCUCCGCAAAGGGGGCUUUGGACAGCGGCGGGAGGGAGGACACUGACCUUAGAGCAGGCUUUCUUGUCCUAUGUGGGUCCAUGGAACUCUCGGAGGAAGCAGUGCCCUUGCCUCCACUUGGGGGACUGGAGCCGGAGGGGAGCAUGUGGGACAAGUGCUUCACUGCCGAAGGCUCCGGCCCGAAGGCCCCCCAUUGUUGGUAGUGAGCUCAUCCAGAAAAGGAAUCACUGUUUACUAAAGCUACAAUGGCAUGGAUUUUAUUUAUCAUCCAAGGCUUGUGCUAGCUGACAUCUCUCCAACUUUCCCCUGUAAAAGGGAAAGAAUCCUGCGACCUCUCCGGUCCCUCCUAAGAUCUUAAAAGAAUUCUUUAAAAACACACAAACCCAACCUCGAAUCUCUCUCUGGUUUAAUGCAUUCACCUCUCCUUGAAAGAGGUAAGUUUUGUGCUGUUCUAAGAAACGAACUUGACAUGUUUUCAAGGUGUGGAAAGCCAGUCCGCUUUUUCCAGGGCCCCCAUUUAUAACAGGGACUCACACUUUAUAAUUAAAAUUUAAUGGAUUCAGGAACCAGGGAACUUUCCUGCCAACUCUUUGGGGUUGAAGUGACAUGUUCAAAGCCAAUUUACUCCUGAGUAGACAUGUUUACACUAGUCUCGAACCCCCAGAAACCCUAUACUUUGGGGAGGGGAGUAUAUAAAAAGGUCCAGUAAAAAGUUCAUUGUUGAUCUUUUUUUCUAAGGAAUUGAGAACCAGAACCGACUCUAUUAACUAUUUGUUAUUACCAUUGGGUUUCUUUGGAAGAAGCAAAAGUUAUUUAAAAAAAAAUAAACAUCUCCAAUUAAAAACACGGCCCGAAGUGGGACAGCUCCAGCCCUCGUCUGCUUUAAUCGCAUCCAGCCCAGGACGCACGUACCGAAAGGCCAUGGCCCGUUUUGCCUAAUGUCGCAAAAAUAGAGCCUGGCUUGGCGAAGCCACGGCGGGGAUGGGGCGUCAGAGACCUGUCCUGUUUCCUGUGGAGGGGCUUCUGUCUCUGUCUCUUUCUCAGGUGUAUAUCUCUAUGCAAACCUCGGCCCCCACUGCCCCCUGUGUCUCUUUCUUGUACCUUCCUCCCUUUGACUUUCUGGGGUGUCUGUCCUUCUGGAUGUGAUGCUUCUAUGUACACCUCUAUAUGUGUCCCUUUUCUCCUACUCUAACUCCCCCCCAUCCUGCUCACCUGCCUGCAUCACAGUAGCCCCCAUUCCCACCCAUUCCUCUUCCUCCCGAGUUAAUUUUCAUUAUAGCGUGUUCUCUCUCUCUCUCUCUCUCUCGCUCUCGCUCUCUUGCUCUCAUUUUCUCUUGCUCUCAUUCUCUCU
Messenger RNA from Sarcophilus harrisii (Tasmanian devil), 5239 nucleotides. RefSeq names its product Bardet-Biedl syndrome 9 (gene BBS9). The coding region runs from base 1123 to 3786 and encodes 887 amino acids. Lineage: Eukaryota; Metazoa; Chordata; Mammalia; Dasyuromorphia; Dasyuridae. Gene Ontology annotation, cellular component: BBSome; membrane. The record is from RefSeq and is a predicted model, not a curated record. Gene Ontology annotation, biological process: cilium assembly. The transcript has 22 exons.